CAGAUUUCCUGCUGUUCCUCACAAUUAGAUUUAUUAGAUCCCCAUUAUCCGACGCCAAUGGGCGACAGCUAGUUACACUGGGAUCCAAGACAUUACAGACAAAAGACUACAAUUUACAUACGUUUAAAACGUGUGUUUGCAUCUAUCCGUUACACAUACAUGUCAGUACAUACACACAAGUACUGUAGGUCACGUGUGGGAGAGGCGUGCCAUGAGGUGUUGCUUUAUUUGUUUUGUGAAAUCAGGUUUGCUUUUCACUUACGCUACAUGAGAUGGAAGAGAGUUCCAUGCACACAUGGCUCUGUAUAAUACUGUACGUUUCAUUGAAUUUGUCCUGGACCUGUGUACAGUGAAAAGACCCCUGCUGGCAUGUCUGGUCGGAUAACCCUCAAUUUGGGACCAUGGUUGUCAAACAGGGGAGGCAAUGGAGGUCGAUGUGCAAAGGCCUUGUCCUGGGUACCCUACUUACCAGCUGUAUGGUCCUGGUCUACUGCCUUUCUGCUCCACAGGUCCACUUCAACCUGCCUGAGGUGCCAGUGCCUUACUCCUGCGCUCAUCGGCCUGCUCAAGCCCACGCCACACCAUUCACAAAUGACUCCCAGCAUGCCGCGGGACAGACGGGCCUCUGCACUCCCAAAGUGGAUGUCAUGUUCAUGAAGACCCACAAGACGGCCAGCAGCACGCUCCUCAACAUCCUCUUCCGCUUCGGAGAAAAGCACAGGCUCAAGUUUGCCUUUCCAGACAGCCGUAAUGACUUCUUCUACCCAUCCCCAUUCCAACGCUCCCAGGUCAAGGACUACAGGCCUGGCAUGUGCUUCAAUAUCAUAUGCAACCACAUGCGCUUCAAUGCACCGGAGGUGGCCAAGGUGCUCCCAACAGACACCUCCUACAUCACCGUCCUCAGAGACCCGGCUGAGCUCUUUGAAUCCUCCUUCCACUACUUUGGCCGCCUGGUGCCCAUGACCUGGAAAAUACCAGGCAAGGACAAGGUGAGGGAGUUCCUCCGUGACCCCCACCACUACUUUGACCCUGAUGGCUUCAACUCCUUCUACCUCAAGAAUCUUCUGUUCUUUGACUUCGGGCAGGACAACACUCUGGAGCUGGGCGACCCGAGGGUGGAGGAGGGCAUCCGGGCCAUCGCAGGCUGCUUCCAGCUGGUCAUGCUGGUGGAGCACUUUGAGGAGUCCCUCAUCCUGCUCAUGGACGCCCUCUGUUGGGAGAUGGACGACCUGCUCUUCUUCAAGCUCAACGCCCGGAAGGGCUCCACCGUGUCCAAACUGACCCCAGAUUUGAGGGCCAAGGCCCUGGAGUGGAACGCCGUGGACUGGAGGCUGUACCAACACUUCAAUGCCACCUUCUGGAGGAAGGUGGAGGCAUACGGGCACCAGCGGAUGGCUGACGAUGUGGCGGAGCUCCGGAGGAGGAAUGCAGAGAUGGCGGCCGUCUGUAUUGAGGGAGGGCAUGCUGUGGAUGCAGAUAGCAUCCAGGAGACAGUCAUGCAGCCCUGGCAGCCCAUCGGGGAGAAGUCCAUCAUGGGCUACAACCUGAAAAAGAACGUGGACAAGGCCCACCUCAAGCUGUGCCGUAAGAUGCUCACACCCGAGCUGCAAUACCUGACAGAGCUGGGGGUCAACCUGUGGAUCACUAAGCUGUGGGGUCAUGUGAGAGACAUGAUCAACUGGUGACAAGCGGGUGACAAGCGGGUGACUGGAGGGUGAUUUGAGAGACAGGGGACAAUUUUACAUUAGAGAGCAUAGAGGGAGAGAGAGAAAGAGAGAGAGAGAGGCUGAGUGUGUGGCAUAUCCUUGGCCUGAAUAAGGUCAUAAGGGGGUUUGUUUAGCAUAGCCUCCUCAAUCAUGGAAUGAUGAACUCUUCCUAUGUGUCAGCAGUAUUGACUUGUUUGCCUAAAUGGAAAACUCCACCCCAAAACUAUCUUUUGGUAUUUGUUUCAUUAGUCCAUUGUUGAUAUUGUCCCAAAACGUUUUGCAUGUCAGCAAUCAAGCUUUCAGAAAUACAGCUACUAUGAUGCAUUUUGAAUCAUAUGAUGCUGUGUUUUGCAUACCAGCUGUAUUUCUGUAUUUUGAAAGUUUUAUAUCUUGAAAACUUGAUCGCUGACAAGCAAAACAUUUUGGGACUAUAUCAACAAUGCAGUGCUUAAUUUGUAAAUUGGUAGGUGCCAGAACAAAGUGUGCCAGAGAGGGGGGUGACUUGGGGGGGGGCUCUGAUGUACCAGAAUCCAUGAAAAAAAACACCUUUAUAAUAAAUUCCAUGCAGCAUUAUCAUAGCUUUUGCUACUGGCAUAGAGCGGUAGAGAGGAAAAAAAUGUAGCCUAGUGUCAGUGAAAAAUGUGGCCUUUUAUUAAAACAUUUAAUGAAAUUAAUUCUACAUCAUUUUAGAUUAAUGGAGACUUUAGCAUACUUGUCACAGCUGUCAAAAGGAGAGGACCAAGGUGCAGCGUGUGUGUCGUUCCACAUUUUAUUUACUCUGUGAAACUAUGCAAUACAUCAAAUAACUGAAUAGACAAAAACAACAAACCGUGACGCAGAGAAACAAACACUACUCAAAAAUAAUCACCCACAAAACCCAGGAAGAAAACCCCCUACUUAAGUAUGAUCUCCAAUUAGAGACAACGAGAACCAGCUGCCUCUAAUUGGAGAUCAUCCCUAACAAACCAAAAUAGAAAUACAAAAACUAGAACCUAAGAACAUAGAAAUAGAACACAUAGAAUAAACCCCCCUGUCACGCCCUGACCUACUCUACCAUAGAAAAUAACAGCUUACCAUGGUCAGGAGGUGACAAUACUAUUUAUUAAUACCUCACAAAUGAUCGAAAUGACAGGCUAUUUUGACACUGACAAACUGAGAUUCUGAGAUCACUAGAAAUGAGUUUGUCUUAAAUCCAUCAAUAGCCUAGACCUAGGUGUGCGGGGGAGUCACGUAUUAUACAAUAUGAAGAGGAAAUUAUAGUCCUAAAAAAGCUUUGCAGUUUCACUGACUCUCCCAAUGAUGCGCUGCUCACUCGCCGGUGAUGGCGGAUGCGCUCGUGCCAAAAAGCUUAUCUCUCUCUUGUUUUACAAUAAGCCUAUUUGGAAGUUGAUAACAGAUUAGCUUUUUUUUCAGCAGGAUCCAUUAGCAUUCCAACCUGUGUUUUCCCGCGAUUGUAUUUGAAAUAUUGCGAAAUGUCUGUUUUGGCCGCAUGCUGUUUGUUCACUGACAGAAUUUCCGCGCGUUCCUGAUUGUAGGCAUGCCUUGCGGUUGGGCUACACACAAUCCACACCUAGCCAAUUUUUUUAUAAGCUAUUGAUCCUCUGUGGGUAAAUUAUAGGUUUACUCCUGAUGUAGUAUUCAGAAUUGUUUCAGUUCUUCCUGAACAGACAGCAGUAAGUAUAUAGCGUUGGCAAAUGUAGGCUAUUUCAAUCUAUCAGGGUUGCUGCGGCACCUCCAGCAACCUUCCUGUGGCUAUGAUUAUAUAAGGAAAUAAAUGAUGAAGUGCAAAGCUGGAGAGAAGAGAGUUGAAGGUUCAUGCCUAUCAGAGUAGAAAGAGGGAGAGAGAGAUCAUAGAAAGUGAAUCUCAUUUUAGUUAUGUAAAGGACACAGUCGUGCUUCCUUCUCUCACCACAGCAAUGGUCACGCGUUGGUAUAGGGCACAAUGUUGGGCAAACCAUAAACCCGGGCCAGCCCAACAUGAAUACAUUCUUAGAAUAUCAGGCACGUUUUCCCAUUACGUUUUUUACGGGGCAGGAGAAUUACAGAGGAGUCAAAGUUGAAUUAACUCUGAUUGCUUUUAUUAUAUUUUUUACAUUGCAAACAGUGAAAAUAAUUGUUCAUGCCACAAGAUGUACCGGAUCCUGGCAAAUGGGUUCUGGAAUGAAAAUGUCCAAAAAUGAGAAGUGCCGGACCUGUUCCAGCAGGAUCCGGCUCAAAUUAAGCACUGUAACAAUUGACUAAUGAAACAAAUACCAAAAUAUAUUUUCCCAUAAAUACAGUGCAUGUUUGUAAAAUGUAAUGUACCCGGUAGGUGCUUGAGAACGGCAACGUUUUCAGUUACAAUCUGAAGAUAUGCAUACCAUUGUAACAUACCCCACUCUCCCGCUUUAAAAUGUGUGUUGUGUUUAUAGGGGGCAAAUGGUCCCUUUUAUUUCCCCCCUAUUUAUUUAUGGUGAAAUUGAAUACUAUUGAAAACUGACCCGAACCAUUUCCCCAUUUGUCUAUUUGGUUGGUUUCAAUGACAACAAGUUCAGAUUUCCCUUUAUGAAAGACACAUUCAAGAACAUAUUGAGGGCAAAUUUAGGACAAUAAAAUGUGAAUACUGAAUAGUCGGAUCUAACCCAUCAGCCCUGCCAAUUUUAGAAAGUGAUACUCUUGUAUUUUCGAAAUAAAGACCAAAUGAAAAAGGUG
This is a messenger RNA of Salmo salar (Atlantic salmon), 4397 nucleotides long. It is a transcript of the gene gal3st1a, whose product is annotated as galactose-3-O-sulfotransferase 1a. Lineage: Eukaryota; Metazoa; Chordata; Actinopteri; Salmoniformes; Salmonidae. The record is from RefSeq and is a predicted model, not a curated record. Gene Ontology annotation, biological process: galactosylceramide biosynthetic process; myelination. Gene Ontology annotation, molecular function: galactosylceramide sulfotransferase activity. Gene Ontology annotation, cellular component: membrane.